AUGAAUUUCAUAGGAGUGUUUUCUCUGUUUGUCAGUAGCCAGGCAUUUUUCUUCCGCAGCCCACCGAGAAGACAAGUGGUCGAGAAAAAAGACAAGUCUGAUGACGCGCAGCUCGAGAGACAGAAGGAAUUCGAAGAGUUUGUUCGACAAAUGAAAAUGAUGAUGAUGAAAAACCCGGAGAAGCCUGUCAAAUCGAGACACAUGUACAUUUCUCCUCUUUUCUGA
Messenger RNA from Oikopleura dioica, 225 nucleotides. NCBI's taxonomy places the organism in Eukaryota, Metazoa, Chordata, Appendicularia, Copelata, Oikopleuridae. The record is from the annotation of a GenBank genome assembly.